Messenger RNA from Tuber aestivum (summer truffle), 1685 nucleotides. NCBI's taxonomy places the organism in Eukaryota, Fungi, Ascomycota, Pezizomycetes, Pezizales, Tuberaceae. The record is from the annotation of a GenBank genome assembly.
ACAGUAUGCCGCGCUCAGAUGAGGCUACGGCCUUCUACGAAGCUGUCUAUACGGCCGUCCAGGUACGGCACUCAUCCCCUUCCCCAUGCAUGACACAAUGUAAUAUCCUAGAAGUCUAAACUGCACCUCCCCUUCAAAAAAAAAUGCAGGAAAUACCUUAUGGAAAGGUCACUUCGUACGGCCAUAUCGCCCACUUGAUAGGAAAGCGUAAGUAGAGUAGGAAAAAGAAAAGAAGACCCCAGCAUGGCUAAUAUUCGCACCUUCUAGCACAAUGUCCAAGGUUAGUAUCAUAUCAUGCAGUACAUACGCUGCCCCCGAGACUCCCCAAACAAGACCGGAAAAUCAGGGAAUGAACGAAUGAACAAACCUCCUCCUCCCCAAGCCCGGUAGACCAAAAGCAUCGUUCAUUUCAACUCACGCUGCCGUACAGACAAGUCGGUCAAGCCUUGAAACACCUUCCAGCGGAUCCAGCAAACACGUUUCACCAUGGAAACGUCCCGUGGCAGAGGGUCAUCGCAGCCAGCGGGAUAAUCCCUAAACGGUACUUUUCCCCCUCUAUCCUCCCGCCAUUAUUUCUCACCUCACUUUACCUUACCUACCUUGCCUUGCCCUGCCCGUCGCCCCAUUAUUACUAUUUCCCCAACGAGGUUCCGGCACGAUACGGUAGCUCGCCCUGUUCCUUUCCUCUUACCAUCUGUGCUUGUAUGUCUCUCUGUCCGGCAUAGGCAUACAUACAUACACACAUACAUACAUACAUAUAUACAUAGGAGUACAGUACAGGCAGACAGGCCAGUCCCGUACGACGCAAUUGAUCCAAGCCCCAUUUUCACCCAUUCCCAGCGGUUACCCACGGCCUGCCUACCUGCCUGUCCUGGCUCUACAGUGCAGUGCCAUACCCUUCCCAAAUAAUCCCCUCACUUCUUCCCCAAGCCGGAAACUUAACACAAACCCCAAACCCUUCCUUUCCCCUCCACUGACUUAUAAUAACCGCCCCCCCUCCCCCAGGGACAACUCCUCCGGCACAGCACGUCACGCCCAAACCCUCCGCGGCGAGGGAGUGGUUGUGACGACAACGGGGGGAGAACUUCACGUGGACUUGAGUGGUGAGCACGGCUGGUUUCCAAAUGUGCUCCCAUCCAAGGCCAAGGGCGGUGGCGGGGAUUGGGUAAGCGAGGAAACAAUGUUUCCGGUCUUAUUUUAGCGUUUUGGGGCUUGUUGGCUGCUUGUACCGAUACUGCAUGUACGGUACUAGUACUGAGAGUACUGAGAGGGGGGGGGUUGAGCUAUGGUAUUGAUUGUACUUGCACCGCGGGUUAUUACAAGUAUUCGUACGGAACUUACGCUUUCUGGCCUGGAUCUGGGUAAAAGCUCUUCAAGCGAGGCGGAGCUUUAGAUUUGUGGGUGAGUCGUAGUCCACCCGUACUGGGGGGUUGUCAGGAGUUCAGGGUGAUGACGGCGGGGAAAGAAGGUAAUGGAAAGUGAAUUAUGGAAACGGAAGUGAGUGAGCGAGAGCCCGCUGGAUUGAUAAUACCGUAUCGUACCUUUGUUCCGCCUGCUUGAUCGGGCGCAUGCACUGCACCCGGCAUCUGGGCGCUGACCAGCCACGUUUGGGGCUCAGCCAUUAUACUCAUACAACGAAAUGGGAUUGACGGAAUGCCGGAAGAUACGUCAUCCGGGCAGUGAAU